UUGCUGAUUAGACAACCAAUUAAAUGUAAUAUUCAUUAUUUAUUUUUGUUUCAUGACCCCCGGAUCGCUCCAGGAUACAGCUGAGUCUGACUGAGUUCUCUUUUUGAACCACGUAGCAUUUCUGGACACUCAGUAUCACUCUAUUUGAGCUUGUCGGAUCUAGUAAAAUAUAUAUAAAUAAAUGUCGGAUCAUAAUCACCGUAGAAGAGUGAAAAAGAGUGAUGAGACCUAUGAAAUAUCGAUCCCGUUUGAAGAAAGUGCUCUUAUAGAACCCCAGAUUUGUUACAGCCUCAGCUCUUUACAAAAUAAUUCUGAAGAACUCCAUGAGGCUAACUCUCCCUCCAUUGCGCUAAUGAACAGUUUGAAUACUCAGCUUCACAUGGCUCUGGAGAGAAAUUCCUGGUUACAGAAGAGAAUCGAGGACCUCGAGGAAGAGAGAGAUUUUCUCAGAUGUCAGCUAGACAAGUUUAUCUCCUCCACCAAAGCCGACAAUGAAGAUCACGCAAGACUAAAACAGACAAGUAGGCGGUCAGAAGGAAAAGAGUGUCAUAAUGGAAAUGUCAGUGACAAUGAAAGCAUGUUGUCUGUAAGUGGUAAUUCAGAGCAAGAGGACACCUUUGCGGAUCAUAAGAGGCAAAGGCAAAAAGGAGGCUGUAACAAGAGAAGGUUAUGCAAGCCCAAAGCCAGAGAAAGGCAAAGAGUUAAAGAUGCCGAUGGAGUGCUCUGUCGCUACAAAAAGAUUCUUUCGACCUUUCAGAAGUUGAAGAGUAUGAGCAGGUCCUUUGAGCAUCACCGUGUGGAUCGCAACACUGUCGCCCUCACCACUCCCAUCGCUGAGCUCUUGAUUGUAGCCCCUGAGAAGAUAGCAGAGAUCGGAGAGUUUGAUCCAUCGAAAGAGAGGCUACUUGAGUACUCCCGACGUUGCUUCUUGGCUUUAGAUGAUGAGACCCUUAAAAAGGUCCAGGCACUAAAGAAGAAUAAGCUGCUUUUGCCCAUUACUUAUCGUUUCAAGCGAUGACUGGACAAGAGUUAGCUCUUCUACAACACUGAAUUACAGGUUAAUGAGUAUGUAUUUAAAAAUUACAUUCUGCCCCCGUUAAACUUUUUAAAAGGGGACUAUAUUUUUUAUUAAAUGUUAUCACAGGGUUAGGCGACCUGCAUAUACAUUCCUGUUUAUUCUGUUUAGUUAUUAGAAGAUGACAAAGAAUAGUCUUUUUGUGUAUUACAUUGUCCUGUUAUAAGAACUUUGCAGUUGUAAUGGUAACAUUUCCUAUAUAUUUAGGAAUAAUUUUUGCCUAAAACUGAGAAUUAAUUAUAAAUAUAUAUCUUUGAUUUUUACCAUACUAUCUGAUAUUUUUGGUGUGAGCAGACCUCCGGUCACCUGUAUCUUUCUUUGGCCUACCCUUGAAAAAAACAAACAUGUAAGAUACAGGAGAGCCUCCAUGAAUAUUUUAAUUAAAACAUUGCAUUUUUCUCAUGCUAGCUAAGUAUCAUGCUCCUUAAAUUUGAACCAGUAUGUGAGAGGUUAAGCUGGUACCUUAACUUUCAGUUAAAUUGUAUAUUUAUUGUAUAUUUAUUGUAUAUUUAUUGGAUUAUUUUGGAGAUUCUCCUUUUUUGAAUUCCAAAAAGCUGUAGGCCACAUAUAGAGUUUUCGUUAUUCCUCUCCCUGGAACGAGAAGUUUAAUUUUUCCAUAUCAAUUGUAAUAAAGGGGGUUGGGAAUUAUUAGUGACCCUGGCUAUUGCCAUAACAAGGACUACCUCCUCUAGUAGAAUGUUUCAUUCUAUUUCCAUAAAGUAUCAUGGAACCCUUCUUCUUGCUGUUAUUCCAUACAAAAUUUGGAACUAUAAUAAUUACUCACUGAUGGUGAAUUAAAUGUCCUUUAGGAAAUUUGUUUUACCUGAUGAUUUGAAUAAAUGUGAAUUAAUUAAUGUAAGAAAAAUACAUUUGUAUUAGCCAUUGGGUUUAUAAACAUAACUUGUGCUUUAAAGUUAUACUAUUUAGAUGGGUUACCUUCUGUUGUACUACAGAAAAUAUUUUAAACAAGCUCCUGUGUGUACAGCAGUUUUACGGACUGUUUUUAAAUUCUUUACACCUAUAGGUUGUAUUUUACAUUAUUUAAUAUUUGUUAUAAAAUUAAAUUAAACUAUUUAAUAUGUUUUUUUUACGUUCCAUUUCAGUUUGAACACUUUUUAACAAACAAGCUAGUUAAAGGUGGAAGGCACAGUUGAUUUUGAUAGAUAUCAAUGUACUUGUUUUAUCUGAUGUAAUUGGCUUUGAAAUUCUGGAAAGAACCAGGAGAAUAUUUAAGUUUUAGAUACUAAUUUAAAGGGACAAAAACACCUUUUAAUUACAAGACAUUUCUGGUGUUUUGAUAUAGAACAUAUUAGCAAAGUCUUAAUAUUUUAAAAACAAAUCAACAUCCUUUUUACUGCAGUUGUUUUUAAGAAGCCAAAUUCCACCCACCAUUUACCAUAUUGGGGGAGCCAAUGUGGGCUUUAGUCCACAGAAAACAAAUGCUUGUUAAUAUAGUUAGCACAUUGUUUUGUAGUUAUCUGCUAAAGCCAGUAAGGGACAGACAUAUAGAAGAGUUAGCAGGGUGCAUUUCAAGUUCUGAUAAUUAGAAAUUGCUCAGUUUUCAGUGCAAUGGGGGCAAAAUAAAUAGAGAACAUAUAUUGCAAAGUUUUAUUAUGCAUUAGUAAACAUUUUAUAUAAAAAAUCUCAAGGUGUUUACUGCCCUUUUAAAGGGACAAUUUACUAUAAAAUUUGUUUCCCCUUAAUGUGUUCCAAGUUACUUGUUCCACAUAAUGUAGAAUUUUAAAUGUAUGGGAAGGGACAGUUCCUUCAUAUUUUCUCCUGUACAAGUUAAGCAGACCUAGUAAUGUUGUAUAUGUUAGGUUUUGAAAUGCUGAUUCUGUCUGGAGGUUGAACGAACAAAAGCAGCUAUUUGACAUAUAAAACCUCUCUGUUCCUCAUACCCCCAGUGUGAGAUUAAUCAGUGCUAUUGUCUCCUAUAGCUUUUCUAAAGAGAAAACAUUUGUUACUUAUAUUUUUAGUGUAAGUGGGGAAACAGGCACAAGUAGCCAUUUCAAAAAACGGCAAAGUAGCAGGUUUAAAACAAAACACACAAUGUCCCUAUAAGCCACUGUUUUGUGUAAUAUCUCAGCAGUGCCUCUUCUUCAAUGUCCAAUUAUUUCUCUAAUUUGUUGUUAAAUUACUUUAUGGAAACAGAAAUACUUAUAUAAUUUAAAUAAAGUGUUUGGAAUAAG
Molecule: messenger RNA, 3267 nt
Organism: Bombina bombina (fire-bellied toad)
Lineage: Eukaryota; Metazoa; Chordata; Amphibia; Anura; Bombinatoridae
Gene: CCDC106
Product: coiled-coil domain containing 106
Exons: 6
Coding region: 182-1018 (278 amino acids)
Cellular component (GO): nucleoplasm
Source: RefSeq, a predicted model, not a curated record